AUGUACUUGGGUUGCAAAUUAUAUAGUCAAAAGCACCUGGAGGCAGUUUACUACAAGCUUUGGGCGUCGACAGCAAAUUGGACACAGCGAAGCAACUACGGUUGGUACCAGGUGUGGUCUCGCUUUGCCCCAUGGACUUUCUAUGUGGCCGCGCCAACUGCUGCCUGGUACAGCUUCGGCCUGCAGCUCAUGGAGUGUGCAAUGCGUGACUUCGUUUUUGAGUUCGACAUGUUACAAGGCUGGUGGAGUGAUGAGUGGAAGAAGAUCUUGACGCUCGGCAUUUACGAGUCCCGAACCCAGGCGUUAGUCGCUCCUGGCCAACCCCCAACUGGGGAGAGUUCUCCAGGUUCCGUAACAAUGUGGUAUUUGCGGCUCCUACUGGUGGCCGCUAUUGUCUCCACAGAAGGCGCCCUUCUGAAAGGAGGCAGCAGACUUCGUAGCAAAGUGCGGGCAAAAGUUGGACAUCAUCAUGAGGCGCUCUUGUUCAACAAGCACUUGAAGUCGAAAAGUAUCCAGAAGCAGAUGGACGCCAUGUCAACAGAGAUUGUGCACAAGACUGCGUACUGGGGAUCGAUUCGAGUGGGGACCCCACCGCAAGAGUUCAAGGUGAUCUUUGACACAGGCAGUGGGAACUUGAUCCUUCCCACAACGGCUUGUAGAUCUGAAGGGUGUGCCAGGCACAAGAAGUACAAUCCCAAGGAUUCUUCGAGUGCGUCUGAGGUGACCAAUGAGAACGGAGAGGGCUCAACGGAAAUUACCUUUGGCACUGGCGCAAUUACAGGUGACUUUUAUGAGGACAAGUUCUGCAUCGCUGAUUCACUCUGUUCAAAGGUACGCUUCAUCGGAUCCGUGGAGCAGAGCGCAUCGCCCUUCUCCUCCACUCCCUUUGAUGGUAUCCUGGGCCUUGGCUUCAAGGACCUGUCCAUGGGGCAUGACUUCAACAUCCUCGAUGACAUGUAUCAGACUGGAGCACUGCCAGCCGGGCUCUUCUCUGUGUUCCUGACUGAGGAUGGCAGCAGCGAAAUCACAUUCGGAGGCUACAGGUCUGAGCUGCUUGCUUCAGAAGUGGUUUGGGCGCCUGUGACACAUGAAUCCUAUUGGCAGGUGGCUGUCUCGGACAUCACCUUCAACAACGUCGAGAGUGGCCUUUGCGGCGGUGGAUGCCAGGUUGCAGUGGACACCGGUACCUCUAUGCUUGCUGGGCCUUCUUCACUGGUCAGUAGCUUGCAGGCCAAAGUCGCUCCAGAGGCAGACUGCUCCAACUAUGAACGCUUGCCCAACAUCGGCUUCAAGAUUGGGAACAAGAUCCUGAACCUCAAGCCUGAAGACUACAUGGACAGAGAUCAGACUGGAUGCAGCUUCUCUUUGAUGCCUUUGGAUGUCCCGCCGCCGAGGGCCUCAGCUUGA
Messenger RNA from Cladocopium goreaui, 1407 nucleotides. The record is from the annotation of a GenBank genome assembly. Lineage: Eukaryota; Dinophyceae; Suessiales; Symbiodiniaceae.